This is a messenger RNA of Papilio machaon (common yellow swallowtail), 1522 nucleotides long. It is a transcript of the gene Pdxk, whose product is annotated as pyridoxal kinase. Gene Ontology annotation, cellular component: cytosol. Gene Ontology annotation, molecular function: pyridoxal kinase activity. The record is from RefSeq and is a predicted model, not a curated record. Gene Ontology annotation, biological process: pyridoxal 5'-phosphate salvage. Lineage: Eukaryota; Metazoa; Arthropoda; Insecta; Lepidoptera; Papilionidae. Bases 335 to 1231 code for a protein of 298 amino acids. The transcript has 5 exons.
UUCAAACUGAGGAAGACGUGAUCUCAGUAAUUUAUUGUCUUAAUUCUUUAAAUUUAUUAACUUUUACUAAAGUUUAAGCUAUUUAAUAGUCAGACUGUAGUAAAUAAAUAUAAAUGUAACCUUAGACAUUCGGAUAGUAUGUUAUAGCACUCAAUGAAAAGCAAUUGCUUUGAACGCGAUAAAAAAUAUAAUUUUCCUUGAUAUUUGUAUACUGAUUAAUAAUUAAAUUAUACAAUCAAUUACUUUUGUGAAUGUCUUAUUAUCGGUGUUGUUAGGUUAGGUUACUUUAGCUGUUGCUGUUUUUUUGUUAAAAUCAAUAAUAAUAAAAAUCGCAAUGCUCUCCGACUCCACCCCAAGGGUGCUUUCAAUCCAGAGCCAUGUUGUGCAUGGUUACGUUGGAAACAAAAGUGCAGUGUUUCCAUUGCAAGUUUUGGGUUUCGAAGUUGACUCAAUAAAUACAGUUCAAUUUUCAACUCACACUGCUUAUAAACAUAUCAAAGGGAAUGUAUUGAAGAAUGAAGAGAUGGAAGAACUAGUACAAGGAUUAAUGUUAAAUGAAGUUGACUACUAUACACAUUUCCUAACUGGAUACUCAAGAUCUCCUGAAUCUUUAAAACAAAUUGCAGGAAUCAUUAAAAAACUGAGAGAGAAAAAUCCUGAUCUAAUUUAUGUAUGUGAUCCAGUGAUGGGUGACAAUGGUAAGAUGUACGUACCAGAAGACAUUCUUCCAGUGUACAGAGACGUUGUCGUACCACUAGCUGAUAUCAUAACGCCGAAUCAAUUUGAGGCUGAACUGAUAACUGGCAUGAAGGUCAAUGACCUGAAUGACGCAUUAAAAGUGAUAGGUGCCCUUCACGACAAGGGCAUUAAGACGGUCGUGUUAUCGAGUACGGAAUUAGGUGAUGAGAAGAAUAUGAUCGGUAUCGCUAGUACACAAGGUUCGUGCUACAAGAUUGAGAUACCUCGCGUAGACGCAACGUACACGGGUACCGGUGAUCUGUUCGCGGCGCUCUUUCUAGCUUGGGCGCAUAGGACAAAUAAUGACAUCAAACUCACACUGGAAAAGACCAUCGCCACGCUGCAGACCAUCGUCAAAGAUACAUACGAUAAGGCGAGAGAGAAACAACCUACAGGUAAAAUACCUCCAGCGCUGAUAGAACUGCGACUUAUUCAGAACAAGGCGGUCAUUGAAGACCCUGUUAUCACUAUGAAGGCUGUACAGAUUGCCUAAAUGUUUUUGUUGUUAUUAUAUUAAAAUCAAGUCAAACCGGGAUAAGCGAGAAACCUCUAUAAGCGAGAGUCAUUGUCAGGUCCUGACUGACAACUUCCAGAAGCGAGAAACUGGUUUAAGAGACUAACCUCUAUAAGCGAGAAUUCUUUCUCUAUCUCUUGGAUUCUCGCUUAUCCAGGUUCAACAUUAAUUGAUUGCAAACAAUCUUGUUUGUUAUAAAUUUAGUUUUACUGUUGAUUUUGACUAUGUAUUUAAAACGUGUUACCGCAGUGGAAUACUACGCUUAAGGUA